AUGGCGGUGAGUCUCCGUAAUGGCAGAGAUCUAGAUGUAGAACAAGAGAGAGCUCGAGAAAAUAUACAGGCUGAGACAUUCAUUCCAGUGCCCAUUGAGCUGGAUGAGUCUACGAUACUGACAGAGGUGACAGUCCAGCCUGCUCAGGAAGAAAAGAACAUUCAGCAGGAGACCGAGAAAGAGAUGCCUGGGUACGCAAAAAUGAUGAAGGACUUGAUGUCCCGGAAAUUUGAUUUUCAAGACUUGGCUAUGGUUACACUUACUCAAACCUGUAGUGCAGUGGUGACGAGACCUAUUGCUGAAAAGCUAUCUGAUCCAGGUAGCUUUACAAUUCCAUGCACUAUUGGGAAUUUCGCCUUUGCUAAGGCGCUUUGUGAUUUAGGGCCCAGCAUUAAUCUUAUGCCCCUGGCUAUCUAUAAAAGGUUGGGCACUGGGAGAGCUAGACCCACCUCCAUGUUGUUGCAGCUGGCCGACAGGACUGUGAAGCGUCCAUUCGAGUCUGAUGAUGAGGUGUUGACAAUUGAGGACCCCCUUGCUGCAUGUUUGAUGAACAUAGAUGAAGUGAAUGGUGAGGAUUUGGCGGAAUGGGUGUUGGCAUUGGAAG
This is a messenger RNA of Nicotiana tabacum (common tobacco), 604 nucleotides long. The record is from RefSeq and is a predicted model, not a curated record. Lineage: Eukaryota; Viridiplantae; Streptophyta; Magnoliopsida; Solanales; Solanaceae.